AUGAACGAACAAACAAUUAACGUUAAGUUGGUAGAAGAAGUAGAGAAACGUCCCGUUCUGUACAACUUUACCCUUUCUGGCUAUUCUAGGAAAGAUGAGACGGAAAUGGCAUGGGACGAAGUCGGAAAAACAGUGAAUAUGACAGGUAGGUAACAAUUUUAAUUCAAUAGAACUGUUUGUUUACGACAAACUUGUAUGCAUUAUUUGUUAAAAAUCGAUGGUGAAUAAAUCGAAUACGCGCCCAUAUAAUGUGUUACGCGUUGUAUUAUUUAUAAACAUUAAUUUGGUAUCGAAAAACGCUAAAAUAGCGGUUCUUUAUGAUAUUAUUGUUAGAUAUUUAUUUUGUAUCCGUAGCCGACAAGUACCGUUAGUUUUCGUCUAUUUUUAGCUAAAUUGCAUGUUUUUUUUUUUUCCCCCGGGACGGAACAUCGGCACCAAUACCGUUAGAUACUAUAGCUAAAUCUAUACAAUGCAUUAGAGGUGCACGUGUCGAACAUAAUAAUUUAUUUUCGUAAUUUUCUUGUACGCAGAUUAUUUUCAUUCAUAACUAUUUAUUAAGAUAAUGGUUAUCGUGUAAACAGUAAAAAAAAAAAAAAACCCAUCAAUUAUAAGUGAGUAAGUUGCGUUCCAAAAUCCUUUUGAGGGUAAGGUCUCAUUAAAUAUCCUGACAACGGAAAUGCUUCAUCGGCAACGAAAUAAUAUGGAAACGGGCCGCAGUUUUCAUCGUGUGUCAAUGGCGACGGAGGGGGAAUACAUCAAGCGCUUCAGCGCUUCGGAUCCAAUACUUCACUGCUGAGGCCCUAAAUAUGCACCAUCAAUACUUCUUCCGGCAUAACCAGUUUCGAUCUUAAGCGACUAAACCGGCGGUGUCACGGCAAGCCAUUAACGCUGUCGAACGAUGCGAUUUGUAAAAUUGGAAAAACCGCUAUUCGCAUACUUCUCAGUCCCUGGCGUGUGUUCGCCAUCGAUUGCCCCGACACGGUCUGGAAGAUUUCAGAGCGUUUCGAAACGCACUGCUGUUGCUCUCCACUGCUGUCUUUAUUCGGUACCUGUGUACGGUACGUGUCCUUCAACAGUGGACUACUCGAGCGAAAUAAAUUGCAAGUGUCGCAAAUUUUCCACCAGUACCCAAGUAUCUAUAGCAUGCGUUUAAUUUGAACGAUUCAAUUGAUUUUUAUUUAGAAUUUUUACAUUUAAGUUAUUUUUUAUUUUUUCGAUUUACGACUAAAAUUUAAAUUACAACACUCGAUAAUCUAAUUAGGUGUAUACUGCGCAUUUUUGAAAAUCGAUUGGAAUAAUACUCGAAUUUUUUUUUUUUUACAGCGGCUGAAUGCAGAGAGAGAUGGAAAAACAUUCGUGCCGUGUUUGUGCGACACAUGAAACCUGCCGUAAGUGGCACAGGAACGAAAACAAAAAAGCCAUAUUACUUAAUGGAAUCUAUGCGGUUUACCGUACCGUAUAUAAAAGCAUUAGGUACACUUUCGGGAAAUCUGUCGAACCCACCAGAAAGAAAAGGUGGUCUAGAGAAAUCUAGAGAAUUUAAUUUGACGGCCACCGAAGAAGAUUCAGUACCAUUAUCGCUAAUUCAACAACUACCGGCGGUCCUGUCUCCGCCAAACCCAACUACACCAGCACCAUCACCCACGCCAUUAAACACAACUUUAAAUACUGAUAUGUUUCAAAACAAGAAGAACACUACUACUCACAGUCAGUGUGAGUCUUCACCAUCAAUUCAGACAAAUAAAAAACGUGGAUUUAAGAACCCAGUUGAUAAAGCAUUCCUGGAAUAUUUCGAAGCCAAAAGAGCCAGGACACUGAGUUCAUUAGAUCACAUUAACCCGGAUCCAAAAACAGAAGGUUUAAAAAUGUUUCUAUUUAGCAUGCUACCGGAUCUUCUCAAAAUGUCAGAUGAAGAAGUACGACUUUUCAAGCGCAAAGCCCUGCAGACUAUUGAUGACAUUUUAUCGCAUAGUUUGGAGUGCGCACCUUCAAAUGCAUUUUCAUCCCCAUUGUCGACGCCUUCAGCGCAUUCUGUGCUUUUAAUACCUCAGGAUGCAAAUGUGAAUAAUACUUCGCCAUUUAACAAACUCGAAACGAAAAAUAAUCAAAGCGCAGCAAAUUUCUAA
This is a messenger RNA of Cinara cedri, 2126 nucleotides long. The record is from the annotation of a GenBank genome assembly. NCBI's taxonomy places the organism in Eukaryota, Metazoa, Arthropoda, Insecta, Hemiptera, Aphididae.